AUGAACCCUUCCAAGGACAGUGCCAACAAUUACUGGGAUCUUGACGCUAUGUUGGCUCAAGAAAUUCAAGAACUUAACAGAGAUUCACCGGAAGAUAGGCGUGUGAAAGAAGCAGUGAUCGUGUCUAAACCAGAUCCCAAUAGAAUCAGUCCUAAUGAUGACGAUGACUCGGACGAAGAAAGGCCAACUCAUAAGAACUAUUAUUAUUAUAGCGAUGAUGACGACUAUGAAGAUGACUUGGCCAUUCGUGACCCUGAGCUGUUCAAGAUAACUGAAAGUAACCGUCAGAUAAAACUAGACGAGAACGAUACGGAAAAACACACGAAUUCCAAGCUGAUCCGUCGCCCACAAGAACUCGUAUUUUCUGAACCACCUUUGCUUGUAUCAAGGGAUGAUUAUAUUGGAGUGACCUUUCAUUACGGUCUAUCUGAAGAUAAGAAGGCAACCAGGCAACCAAAGAGGUACAUGAUCAUGUGCGACUUUGGUGAAGAGAGUAUGUAUGCUUUAAAGUGGGGUAUAGGCACGCUUCUGCGAAGUGGUGACGAAGUGCAUGUUGCCAGUGUAGUUGCCACUGACGAGGAAGUAGAGAGUAUGAGCAAUGAAGAAAAGUAUAGACUGUGGACAGAGCUUGAUCAUAAUUCUAAAAGAAUGAUUUCUCGUGUAAGAACAGUGAUGGAUGAAAUGUUGCUUUACAAUAUAAAGAUCGUUGUUCAUUCCUUGGCUGCUCAAAAGAUUAGAGAAGCAUUAUUAGAUUUGAUUUGUUCAUCGCCAAGUAUAACAAUGGUCGUAUGUGGUUCUAGAGACCGUGGAUCGCUUAAAGGAAUAUUGAUGGGAAGUGUAUCUACUUUUCUUGUGCAUAACUCUCCCGUUCCUGUCUCUGUUGUUCGCCCUUUGAAGAAAACAAAAAAAGCCAAGAGUAAACAAACAGCUGCACAAAAGCUGAGUCAGAGUGUAAAGAAUGGUCAACUAAAGGUGGAUGAAAUGGAAGGAGCUGCGCUUAGUAUUAAUAGCUAUGAUGGUACAAUAUCUUAA
This is a messenger RNA of Rhizopus microsporus ATCC 52813, 1032 nucleotides long. RefSeq names its product adenine nucleotide alpha hydrolases-like protein. Lineage: Eukaryota; Fungi; Mucoromycota; Mucoromycetes; Mucorales; Rhizopodaceae. The record is from RefSeq and is a predicted model, not a curated record. Bases 1 to 1032 code for a protein of 343 amino acids. The transcript is spliced from 5 exons.